UUUAAUUGGUUAAAAGUGUAUGACCGUCCCACUCUCCGCCUUUCUGCCCAACAGUCCGGUAGAAAGAGGGCCUUGUUGUGGCCUGGAGCGGUUCAUUGACCAACAUUAUACUGCAGGUCACAGCAGGACAGCGGAACAACAGGCUGCCAGUGAGAGAUUGAAUCCAGCAGCCACAAUGGCAGACAGCGGGAAGACUAAUGAGACUGGAGCUGCAGCAGCAGAACCAGCUAAUGGAGACCAGCAGAAUGUUGUUUCCCGAGUGAGCAAUUUGCCUCUGGUCAGUUCAGCUUGCGGAGUGGUUUCCAGCGCCUAUAGUAGCACCAAAGACAGUGUGCCCUUGCUGAAGGGAGUGAUGGAUGCAGCAGAGAGUGGGGUCCGAACCCUGGGAGCAGCUGCCACCACGGGGUCCAAGCCUCUUUUGGACAUUAUAGAACCACAGCUUGCUACAGUUAAUGAGUAUGCCUUGAAAGGACUGAAUAAGAUGGAAGAGAAGCUGCCUAUUCUUCACCAACCAGCAGAUAAGGUGGUGUCGGACACAGUAGGUAUGGUGUACCAGUCGGUGGCAGGGGCCAAAGAUGCUGUGGUGGGAGCUGUGAUGGGCGGUGUCGAGCUGACCCGGGCAGCAGUCAGCGGAGGUAUCAUCACCGCCAUGGGCACCAGGAUGGGCCAGAUGGUCAGCAGUGGGAUGGGCCUGGCCCUGAGCCGAUCAGAGGACUGGGUUGACCAGAACCUACCACUCACUGAGAUGGAGCUGGCUGCUGUUGCUGAACCUGCCACCUGUGAGGUCACUACCCCGUCUGCCAGCCCCAGCUACUUUGUCCGCUUGGGGAAACUCUCUGCCAGAGUACAGGAGCGAGCCCUACAGCAGUCCCUGGUCCGUGCUCAACAUGCCAGGGAUACCACCUAUACUGCAGUGGCUCAGAUUACCAGUACUCUGGACCUGCUAGAGAGUGCCCGCACCAGUCUGGGUACCGCCAGUAACCAGAUAGGAGGAGCCACAGAGCAGCUGCUGCAGCGCUGGACAGAGUGGAAGCAGAAGCAGGCUGGAGCUGGACAGACUGAGUCAGAGCCAGAUGGGACCAGUGAUGAGGCUGAGCAGCUGGAAUGGCGGGCCCUCUCCAUGGUGCGUGGUCUGAGUGACCAGCUGAGGUCAGCGUGCACCAAUGUGGUGUCAAGCGCUCAGGGUCUGCCAGGUGCAGUCCAAGACCAGCUGACCAGCGCAAGGCGAUCAGCUGAAGAACUGCACUCCUCUCUGGGGAACACUAGCAUCAUCACACCCCUACUUCUGGAGCGGAGCCGUCACCACCUGACCCAAGUUCAGCAGUCUCUGGACGGUGUCAUGGAGUAUCUACUUAACAACACACCACUCAACUGGCUGGUGGGACCUUUUGCCCCUCAGAUCACUGAGAAGUCAGAGGGAGAUGUGGCGAUGGAGCAGAGCGGACCACACAGCUAGACUUGAAGACUUUAUUGUGUUUCUCCAUGAGUCAAUCAAUGUGGUGACAAAAGAUUAGUGUUUACUGUAGAUGGACCAUUUUAAAAAUAUAUAUCUGCUUGCUUUAACGAAAGAGGCCUUAAAUUCAAUCAUGUUUUCUUCAUGAUGUACUAAAUUUGUACUUAUUAAUUGAUGACACUACAUUUGUGAUGUAGAAGUUAAUGGAAUUUAAUUAUGACUCAAGGCUCUGACCUGUGGCCUUUAGAGAAUUUACACAUUUGUGCACUUUAUCAUUUAUCCUGGAAAAGAUAAAAUAAUUUUUACAUCUGUUCAAGAUUACUCUAUGUACAGUAUGUGCCCAUACUGGUGUUUGUAAGACUUUUUUGUUAGUGCCUAAAAAGAACUUGAGGCAUUCUCAGAACUAAGCCAAAUGUAUGUCGCCUGUAAACACCAAGACCAUUUUAGGGCUCUAAAUUCCCUAGAAUAGGAGGGACAUGAGCAUGCAUAUUUAAUGAGAUGUAGAGUUCAUAGUAGAUUUGCAAUUUUAAUGUCAAUAUUUUGUGUCUGAACCUUGAUGGGUUUAUGGAAGCAGCUACUGAACUGUCAAUGAGCUGACAUGUCAAUAAAACUUUGACACAGCA
Molecule: messenger RNA, 2076 nt
Organism: Siniperca chuatsi (mandarin fish)
Lineage: Eukaryota; Metazoa; Chordata; Actinopteri; Centrarchiformes; Sinipercidae
Gene: plin3
Product: perilipin 3
Exons: 8
Coding region: 20-1456 (478 amino acids)
Biological process (GO): positive regulation of triglyceride storage; lipid storage
Cellular component (GO): lipid droplet; cytosol
Source: RefSeq, a predicted model, not a curated record